AUGAUUAAUCAAUCCUCCGUCGCACUGAAUUAUAUAACUAACGAAAUCAAUCACAAAUACGAAACUCUAUCAUCUCAUGUUCGAGAGACACUGAUUUACGCUUGUAAUAACUUCGUUAAGGGUCAAAUUUCUUACGAAAAUGCUAGACAGAUCUAUCAAUCAGUCGAUUCAGAUAUUUCAUUUCUUGUUAAACUUCAGCGCAUAUUAACGAUCGAAAAUGAACCUCUUCCGACUCCUGAAACACUUGCUUAUUCCUCGAAGCGACAAUUUGGAGUCCGGAAGAAAAGCUCUCCAUGGACAGAGAUAGAAGAUCUUCGACUUGUAGCAGCUAUUUUUAGAUAUGGUGCUAAAGAUUGGCGCCAAAUUGCAGAAUUCGUAGGAAAUGAUAGAUCUUCAUCACAAUGCAACCAAAGAUGGUGCAGAGCUAUAGAUCCUAAUAUUUCACACACACCAUGGUCAUCUGAAGAGGAUGCUCAGCUACUGCGCGCCGUUGAGAUUCUAGGAAAUAAAAAUUGGUGUCAAGUUGCUAAAAUUAUGAAUCGAAGGACUGACCUCCAAUGUAGAUAUAGAUAUCAGCAAAUUACAAGAAAGAAUAAGAAUAUUCCAGACAAAAACUCUGAUCAGCAAUCACCAGAAUCCGAUGAAGAAACACCGAAAGCCACUACACUUCAAGAAAUUGCCACACAACGCAGAAGCUCAAUUACAAUUGCGCCAUUUGUAUUUCCACCGGCGCCUUCAACUAUUCCUCAUAUAUCAGAAAUUCCUUACUUUUUAGACACAUCGAUGACUCCACGGAAAGACAUGAAUGUCCCAAUGCUACACAGACUUCCGCCUCUCAUUUACAAUCGAACAAAAACUCUCGCUUAG
Messenger RNA from Trichomonas vaginalis G3, 867 nucleotides. RefSeq names its product snRNA-activating protein complex subunit 4 family. The coding region runs from base 1 to 867 and encodes 288 amino acids. The record is from RefSeq and is a predicted model, not a curated record. The transcript has a single exon. NCBI's taxonomy places the organism in Eukaryota, Parabasalia, Trichomonadida, Trichomonadidae.